AUGACGAAGACUGAUAGAUUUCAAGCUUCCAUAUGUAUGCCAUCAACCGCUCUUAGGCACUGCAAUGCUACAAAUUUGUCGCAGGCCACUAAUAUUGCGUAUCAAAUAGCGAGAGCAGCAUCCAUCUAUAAUGUGAUGGAGGUGAUUGUGUUGGAUAUUCCACAUCAAGUACCCAGAUCCAAGUCAAAAGAACAAGCGCCAGCGCUUCAGGGGAACCAAAAAAAAUUUUUUUCUUCGAAGGAAUAUGAGGAAGAGACAGAGCAAAAGUCCGAUAAGAGUCGUGACGCUGUUAUCCUUGCUACUUUGCUACAGUAUUUCGUUACACCACCCUAUUUGGUAAAGCAUGUGUUCAAGCCCAGUGACAGAGCGUUUCUCAAACAUGCCGCAAAGCUUCCUAAAAUAACCACCCUUCCCUUCAUGACAGCAAAUACAAUUGGCCGAUUCAAGGAAGGCUUGGCCAUUCCGAAGCAUACCCCGAAGGUACAUAAAAAAGGGAAGAAGUUGAGUGCUCAGAAAAAACUCAAAGUGACGAAGUUUGUAAAUGUGGGAUCAGCAAAACCGCUCACUCUCAAUGAACAAGAGGUCCCAGUUCAUGUUCGCGUGACAGUCGACACAUUACAAAAAAAGGUCGUCAGUCCACAUGAAGCAUAUAACCACGGAGGAAAUUCUCUGCCUGGGUAUUUGGUACGCUAUGCUCAAUCAAUUAGCUCAGUCUACACCGAGCUGUGUGUUACUGAUGGCUACACGCAAACUGCGAUCGUCGAUGCUGACAAUUAUUUCUUAAAAGAUUGUGGCCAAGAAAUUCCGAUGUAUCAACCGAAGAAAGCAGAAAGUCUUCUUCUUUUGAUAGGUAACUGGCAAGAUUUUGAGAGAAAUGCCGUGCAUGAUCCAAACGUUUCUAGUGUUGUCGACGUAAUUGACAGUAGAAUACCUGUACCCUAUGCUACCAGAAUUGAAGAUGCGGCCCUCAUUUCUCUUACGAAAAUGUUUGAUAAUACUGAUAGGUAA
Candidozyma auris is the source of this 1008-nucleotide messenger RNA. Its product is annotated as putative methyltransferase. The transcript has a single exon. The record is from RefSeq and is a predicted model, not a curated record. NCBI's taxonomy places the organism in Eukaryota, Fungi, Ascomycota, Pichiomycetes, Serinales, Metschnikowiaceae. Bases 1 to 1008 code for a protein of 335 amino acids.